AUGCCUCGGUUUCUUGUUGGACGCCGAAGGAAAGCGGUGGACCACGUGAUUCCGUACCCAAACAUGGCGGCUAAAGACCGUAGAGAUCAAACUAUUAACGCGAAAUUAUGUAUCGGAAAUUAUUUGCUUGGAACAACUUUAGGUGUUGGAACGUUUGGGAAAGUGAAAUGUAAGUGCUGAUAACGGUUUUUUCAGUAUUUUGUGGCUUUUAAGGUGAAAUGGAGGCAGUUCGUGCCGCCAUCCACGUUUACAAUCAUUUGCAUUCACCGAUUGUCGCACGCGGAGGAUUUUACAACCGUUGACACGAUUUCAUAAAUGCGUCAAAAACCGCACCAUUUGCAGCUAGCCUUGAAGACGGUUAUUGACUCUUAACUAAGCCAGUUAUGAAGAAGCAUGAAAGUAAAAAGUAAAAAAUGAAAUUGAAGGCUACCGCACAUCUUUUGAACAUUUUCCUCUUGUUGAUAUUGUUUACGAUUUGUGUAUCAGUAAUUUGUAUUGGACUGAUUUCCAAAUCCCUGAAUUUAAUCAUGAGAAUUCUUCCCCAAUUCUUGUAAACAUACCUGUCUAAAAUUUCACAUAUUUAUUAGAUUAAGAUUUGUUAUGCUUCCAAAUAACAUUGAAAUAUUUUAGGGCAAUUUUUGUACCGAGAAGAUCCAAAGUUUAUGGACUUUGCCCGGGCAAUCCACUCAUCUGGCUACGACUAAAUUCGGAAGUUGUUUUUGUAGACGAAUUAAUGACUCUGCUAAUUCACACUUAAUUUUGAUAUCGCUUAUAAUCUCUUCAAUCCCCAUUUGUUGGUUCUGAUCAAUUCAAAGAGAUGUACAUGAAUGAAACAAUAAAUUAUAUUUACGAUUAGAAUUGGAGAUGGUAAAUUUUGAUCUUUGUAGGGGAAUAAAUAUAGAUGCUUUAGAAAAAUCUUGAGUUUCUGUGAGGAAUGGCUUUUAUGUUUUGAUUAUCUAAACUCUAGAAAACUGUUUCUUUAAACUUCCUCUUAUUCUCUUGCAUAGGUAUGCAUAAUUUACAAAAGAUAAGCUGGUAAUUUCUUUGAGAAAUGAAAUGAGUUUACAAACCAUACAAGUGUAAAAGGACUUUUGAACUCUGAUGCUCAUUGGACUACAGAUUACAUUGUAAUGAGAUUGGCCAUCAUCGGAUUUCCAAUCCCCAUUCUGCAGCAGAAUUUAAUUAUGUUAAUAGAUAUUAAUUAUAUGUACUUAAAUUUCAGUGGCAGUUCAUCAGCUGACAGGCCACAAAGUAGCUGUGAAAAUCCUAAACAGACAGAAGAUCAAGAAUCUUGAUGUAGUUGGCAAAAUAAGGAGGGAAAUUCAAAACUUAAAACUCUUUAGACAUCCUCAUAUCAUUAAACUGUAAGUCAAUUUUAGUAUUGAUAAAUAGAGAUAGAAGGACAAAGAAAACAAUUUUGAAAAACAAAACAAAAUACACAACAAGAUUUCUUUAAAGGAGAAUUCAAAAGAGGUGUUUUUCCCUUGGCUUAUGGUCUGGUCUACUUGUCUGGUCAGUAUCCACUCAAGUCGCUGACAGUUCAACUCGCCAAUGCCAACUCACUGACAUAAAAUCGAGUAGAGACAUGGCAAAUAAAGCUAGGUAAACAUUGCCAAUGACUAUAAAAGCCUCAGACGUGAACAAGUUAUUGUGUGACAACAACACUGUAAAGACUCAUCAUGUCAAUUGGUCAGAUUUUUGAAGAAAAGUUGGCUCAUUUUGGUCAUUCGCGAUGUUCACCUUGCUUUUUUCGCCAUGAGAUCCUUAUAAGCUUUGUUGGAAAUAAAACGAACUGGUUUUUACUCAAGAUCUUGUCUAGAAAGCCAAGUUUUCUUUAAAAAAUCUGAUUGAUUGACAUGAUGAGUCUUAACAGUGUUGUUGUCACACAAUAACUUGUUAUUGUCUGAAGCUUUUAUAGUCAUUGGCAAUGUUUACCUUGCUUUGUCCACCGUGAGAUCCUUAUAAACUUUGCUGAAAGAUAAAAAAUUGUUUUUUUACUAAAGAUCUUUUACUUUUCUAUAUGUUUAACUUCUAAUAUAUUGUAUUGGAUUGAAGACCAACUCGCCGAUGUCUGUACUAAUGUCUGUACUAAAUUUUAUAUAUCGGCAAGUUGGUGUUGACAAGUUGAACCAUCAGUGACUUGACCAUAAUUUGUCUGGUUAGCAGACAUUCUUAUGUGGAAUGGCAAAAGUGUGCUAUAGCUGGAUCUUUGACUCCCUAAAUAGAUUUAUUAAUAGCACUUUUUCCAGCAGUCUGAGAAGUUUUUUAGCAGUAAGUUUCAAGCUUUUCCCCAUGCAUUCCAUUCUCUAGUUUCCUUUUGUUCAUCCUAUCUCUGUUGAUUGUUGGCCGCUGAAUAAGGACUCAUGGCUGAAGUGUUCAUGAGAGAAAUGUUCUUGUUUAAAAAUUUUCAAACUAGUUUGAUUUCUGUUAAUGAUAAUAAUGAUUUAAAGACAAAAAAGGAAAAAACUGGCAGUGACUAGUUUCCAAAACCAAAACCAGAAAAUUGUUUGAAGCAUUUUUUAUAAUUAUAACAUAGCCACUAAGGGUUUUUUGUAACUUAACAAUAUAAUUUUUUCUCUAGAUAUCAAGUUAUCAGUACUCCAUCUGAUAUAUUUAUGGUAAUGGAAUAUGUGUCUGGAGGAGAACUGUUUGACUACAUCCUUAAACAUGGAAAGGUAGUUUACUGUUUAUAGAUUUGUUUAUACAUCUGUCACAAACUGAACUGCACAGCUAAAAAUGUUACAGUGUAUUUCUGUUUACAGGAUCUGGGUCAGGAUCUGGAAACCUUACUAGCAACCCCAUUUCGAAAUUACCCAAAGUACCUCUUCCCCUUUCUUUCCUUGAGACUGGCUGUACUUGUUUUAAUUACCUCUUUGACCCUAAAGAGUUACUAGCAUCUUCUUUCUCCUUAUAAUUUCACCCCUGAAUCAGAAAUAAAAGGCAUGAAAAUAGAGGGAAAGAUCACUAACUAAUGAAGCUCUAAUUACUAAUUAAAUUCUCCUUGUCAGCACCCUAAGAAAUGUGUAAAGAGCAAUUUGGAAAAUAUGCGCACUGAUGUCAGGGUGUGAAGGAUUGAUUGUUCUGGCAUGUUACAGUGCGCAAUAGCCUUGACAGUGGGUAAAACCCAGACUUCCAUUAUUUUCAUAUCAUCUUAGUUCCAGAUUUUUGUAUAAUGCACUUGACUCAUCUUUGAUUUUUGUUUGUUUGUUAAUUGUAGCUUCAAGAAAAGGAGGCUCGCAGAUUUUUCCAACAAAUUAUCUCAGGAGUGGAUUACUGCCAUAGACACAUGGUAGUCCAUAGGUAGAGUUAUUUUUUUUAUAUAUAUAGGUAGUGUGCAUGUAGGUUUGAGAAUAUUGCCAUACCUCUUCUUAUUUAUUAUUAUUUAUCUUAAUUACAUGUACUUGCUUAUAAACCAGGUGCUGUUAUUUUUAAAAAUCAUGCCAGAAACUGAGCUUCAAAAGUUCAUUGAUUUGGUGAUUGUAAAAUACUACUGGAAUACAGUUUGCAAAAAGUGGAAAAUUCCUCUGCUUUUAACAAAUUUCCUGAGUACCCUCUACAAAUUCUCACACAGCCUCAACCAUCUUAAUCAGUGAAACUUUUUUGAAAAGGUUUUGAGAAUCAAGAAUGAAGGAAUUGUCUUUUUUCCCAAAGAAUACUGUACAUCAAUAAUAGUGUUUUUGUGAUAUAAUCAAGGGACCUUAAACCUGAGAAUCUCCUUCUGGAUGCCCAAGCAAAUGUAAAAAUAGCAGACUUUGGAUUAUCCAACAUGAUGACGGAUGGUGAAUUCCUGCGAACAAGUUGUGGAUCACCAAAUUAUGCAGCCCCUGAAGUUAUAUCUGGAAAGUAAGUUUGCAUGCUGCAAGACUUUUUUGUGAAAAAAUUAAAUCAAAGUAGAUCAAAUCAUAUUCUUUUUGCAGUGUGAAAUUAUUGGGGGAAAUUAUGUAGCAUUUGUUCUUGGUUAAAAGGGUUGGUAAUUUACUCAGGCCUAAAAGAAUACCCUCAUUUUAAAAUCUGGAUUUGUGGAAAAGUACUCUGAAGUGGAUUUAUGCAAAGUUAGUGACUGAAAUUUGUUCAUUUAAAUUUUUAGACUUUAUGCAGGUCCAGAGGUAGAUAUAUGGAGCUGUGGGGUGAUUCUUUAUGCCCUUUUAUGUGGAAGUGUAAGUAUUAAUCAUUUAUUCCAAGGUUUUUGUUUAAAAAGAAAUUCAGGUCUAGAUGAUUUUAAAUGGCUUCAGUUUAGGUUGUUCCUCAUUAUUUGGAUACACCACUGUAGUCCUUGAUGAAAGGAAAGUACAGCACAUGACAAAAUCAAUGAACAAUCUUGUUAACCUGAAUCCAUUUCAAUCACUAGUAUGUAUAUUUUAGACAUUACUGUACAUGACCAUGAUAAUUAUUUUUAUAGAAGUUAAAAUGUUUUUUGUGUAAUGUCAAUGUCUGUAAACCUGAUAUGUUUUUCAGCUUCCCUUUGAUGAUGAACACAUACCAACCCUAUUCAAGAAAAUAAAAGGUUUGUUAACUUUGACUCUUUAACUCCCUGAUCAAAUUUGUAAUUCUCCCCACUGUCAACCACACAAUUCUUAUAAUGUUAGUUCAGAGAAUUUAGUAUUGGAUCAGCUAACUAUCCCCAAAUUGAUAUUUUUCUUUAUUCUCAUCACUUAUCUAGUUGAUAUUGUAUAAAUAUUGUGAUGAGAAAUUCUGUCUUGGUCAUUCAUGGGAGUUGAAGGGUUAAAAUAAAUGUUAGUUGUAGUUUCCAGUUGGCAACAGUCUUCAUUUAAAUGUACAUUUGUUCCUCCUGUAUUUUUACUAUGGUGUGAAGUGAGACACUCCCAGGGUAAAUUUUCUUCUCCAAGAAAAUAAAGCAAUGACCCAGUCAGAACCCAAAUCCAAACUCUUUGCUUUAAAAGUUGGCCUGUAAGCAGACAUUGACUUAAAACUGUAUUAAGUGCUCUAACCAUUUCCUACAUGUAUUUUCCCUUUGUAGGAGGUGUAUUUUAUAUACCAUCACAUCUGUCAUCAGAGACAAGCAGUCUGGUAUCAUCAAUGUUACGUGUUGAUCCCAUGAAAAGAGCAACAAUGCAGCAAAUAAAGUAAGUGUACUGUUAACCUUUAAACUUCCAAGAUCUGAUUGUUAAUUCUCCCCUCUAGCUGCUACAUAUUUCCUUGUAAAUUGAUUACAAGAAUUUGGUGUUCAAUCAAGGUGAUAUCUCGUACCUGAUGAGUUUGAGUAUUCUCACUACAUGUUUGCUGUAUAGUGUAUGGAUAUUAUAGGGAGAAGUUACUUGUUAAUCACUUCUGGGAGUUAAAGGGUUAAGGGAGUAGGCAUAACGCAGCGACGAGAGUGUUUGCCUCCCACCACUGUGGCCCAGGUUCAAUUCCCAGACUUGGUGUCACUUGUGGGUUGAGUUUGUUGGUGGUUCUUGACCUUGCUCUGAGGGGUUUUCUCCCAUCUUCUUUCCCAUCUUCCUCCUUCCGCAAAACAGCAUUCUAAAUUCCAAGCUGAAAUUCCAACCUAAAUUUUGAACUAAAAACAUUGGAUGACAGUGCCCACAUGAAACAUUAUUUGCUAUGAAAAUUUCAGUUUUGUGAUUCCUACCCAUGUGUUUUGUUCAUUUUUAGGAAUCAUGACUGGUUCAAGAAGGAUCUACCAGUUUAUCUCUUCCCAUCAUCUUGCUUAGAAAGUGAUAUGGUAGACCAGGAGUGCUUAGCAUUAGUGUGUGAGGUCAGUAACUUUUCAUGGAAUAUUUCCUUUCAGAAAAAAUUAAAAGGAUUCUUUCAGUAAUUUACAACCGGCAUAGCAAUGCCAUUUGAUUAGAGGUGUAGGUCACCUUGUGCUCAAACCUAGCUUAAAAACACAACACAGUGACAAGCUAACCUACAUGAAUAGAAAUAGAACUAUAAUAUUCUCUUAUUUAUUUGAUUACAGUGAUGUGUGCAUUGUAUUCACUCAAUGGAUCUCUUUCUUGCACAUAGCAUAGUAUGUUUUUUUGAAAACUUAACUUGAUGGAUAGGAUUAUCUGCUCUUUGAAUAACUGGAUCCCAAUGUACAAAUUGAUGCUCUAUUUAAAUCACUUCAUGUCAGAGACUUUUGAACUUCGCGUUAAAUUGAACACUACAGAAGUGAAAUGUUGAGUACUUUGGUUCAGUGACAAAAUUUAGAGAAAUAUUGUCUUGAAUUGUUUUUGCAGAAACUAAACUGCAGUGAAAGUGAUGUACGAUGGGCAAUAAAAAAUGGAGAUCCUCAUGACCAACUGAAGAUUGCUUAUCAUCUGAUACUUGACAACAAGAGAAUGAAAAUGUUGGGUAAGUGAACACAACAGAAAUUUUGAUGGUUUGGUGACAUUUGAAGGAAGGUUUAUUCAUAAACCUACUGGUAAGCUUAGGUUUUGUAUGUCACUCUUCAGGAUGGCUGUAUUUUGAGGAACUAUUUGAUGAACAUGAAACAGUUGUUUUAGGAAAAAUAUCAAGCUUGUGCCAUGGCAGUUUGUCAUUAAAAGGAAAAUUAGGUUGCAACCCUGUGAUGGUGGUGCUUUUUGAGAGGUCAUUAUCACAAUUAGAUAGCAAUCUUGGAAUUUUGAUACAUAUAAUUGCCAUUUUACAAGGAUCUCAGCUUUCUGGUAGGUUGGUGCAUGUAACUUUUGCCUGGGACAAUUAAGGUCAGAUUGAGGCACCGACUUGGAAUUCUGGAGGGAAUCACAGACUCUAUGUUUUGAAAAAUCUUGCGAGGACUCCCUUUAUAACUCUGUUAUCAUAUUUUAUCCUCAAAACAGUGCAAUUUUAUGUCUAGGUAAUCAUCUGAAGUACAUGUUAUUCUUAACUCAUUGUAUGCCUUAUUUUUGCAUGGUACUUGUCUAAUCUUUUUUGGAGAUAGUGGAAAGAAGGCUACGACUUGUUAUGAAAUAACAAAGUCAUUGAUUGACUUUUGAUUGUCUUUGCAGCAGCUCAGGGAGAGAGCAAUGUGAAGGACUUCUACUCUUCUGUUUCACCUCCUAUCUCCUCCUUUCUUAUUAAAGAACCAGCAUCACCUGUGGUAAGUUUUGUAGCAAUGUUGUGAUGUUUAGACGGUUAAGAAUAUAUGAAAGUCAUAUAUUUGAACUGCGGAUAAAGACGUGAAUGAAAGUGAUCCUCGCAGUGAUGUGCACUACUUAGGCAGUAGUGAAAAUAAGGCCUGAAAAAAAAAAAAAAAAUUCAGGCCUGUACGGGAUUUGAACCCAUGACCUCUGUGAUACCGGUAGAGCGCUGCACCGGUAUCGCAGAGGUCAUGGGUUCAAAUCCCGUACAGGCCUGAAUUUUUUUCAGGCCUUAUUUUCACUACUGCCUAAGUAGUGCACAUCACUGUGAGGAUCACUUUCAUUCACGUUGUGAUGUUUGUUGCCCAGAUCUUCAAAGAGGGAGGGGUUCUUAUCCCAGGGGACAAUUUGCAGAGAGCUUUGUUGACGCAUACAUAGUUGUAGACCACGACAGGUUAAUCCAGGUCAGCUCAUGAUUGUGUACAACUUUCAAAUUACAGACAUUUCCACUAUUUUGUGUCGUCUUGAAUUGAUCUACGCCCAUGGUAAAAAUGAAUGAAGAAAAGUUAAAUUAUCAGUACAUUGGGGUAAAAAGAAAUUGUAAAACUCAUACAUAGUAGAAAAAACUGUGACAAACAAACACAGCAAUCACAGUCUCCGAAACGAAAUCACUUUUAACACAAAAACCACAUGCUAUCAAGCCAUGUGACCCAAUAAAUAUCAUUUUGUUCAUUCAGCCACUAGUCAGCCCCAACAGGAGAGAAUGGAAUGUCUUGGAAAUCUUUCCUUGUUUGUGUUUUAUUUCUUGUCAAAUCUACAGUCUGGAACAAUCCUUUUGGUAAAAUUCAUAGCAGUCUCUGCUUAGAUUUUAGAAUUCACAAAUUGAGUUAUGAUAUGUUCAGUCCCCUUGCAAGUUAAGAAAUUAAUAGAGGGCAAACUUCUGAGGCAUAAAAUUGUUCUCUGAGCAUUACACGGGCUGUAGGAGGGGCAGUCAUGAAUUAUAAAAUUUUUCCAAUCCUUGUAACUAAAGCACUAGAAGGCUCAGCUCUUACAUGUUCCCUUUUUCAGCAAAAGGCUGUGUCUUCAAAUGAAAGUUUUCCAAAUACAGCCAUGACUAAAGCAAGAUCCAGUAAGUCUAGAUUUUUCUUGUGGCUCUUACAUGGCAUUCAAUUAGAAAGAACUCUAAUGGCUUACAAGCUUUUGCUGUUGUUUUCUGUGAUAUUUUGUAUUGUUUUCUAUCAACUGUUUUUCUUACUGUGGAGAACCUUACUUGUCUAUUCGUCACUAACUGCUUCUGAAAAUAGACAAGGAGUCAAGAAAUUUAUUUGAUCUCAAAUUUCGUGAACAGUGGUCUGCAUUGAUUGCAGGUCUUUAAGCUGAUUGCAGAAUUCUGUUAUCUUGAAUCAGUGCCAGAGUGACUGUAUUUCUGUAACUGUUCUCCUCUGCCAUUUACCUGUACAUGUAUAUGAUAGAAAAUUCUUGAGCUUACUACUUUCCUACUUUCUUUUCAGAUUCUAACCCAACAACACCUUCCAAAAAAAUCCCAUACCUGAGGCUAGCGCUUGGAAAGCGACCUAAAUGGCAUUUGGGUAGGUUUAUACAAUGUACUUAAAGGAUGAGCACCCUGGUACACCAGUGGUUCCUUGUUGACACAGGAACCUAAUAAACCUUCUCUCUUUCUAAAUUGCAACUUUAAAUGCUACCAGAGAUAUAUUUACAGGGUCAUUUACAGGACUGUACUUAAAACUGAUCAAUCAAAUACAAGAAACAAUCUCAAUUUUUGUCAUCUUUGCUUUGGUCCCUCAGUAAUCGAAACAUUUCAAUUUAAUUGCAAUCAUUGUUUUCUACUGCGAGAGGGACGGACCUAAAAAUUUAUCUUUGUGACGGCUAUAAGGAUGCUUUGAACAUUUGAACUAUGCAGUUUAUCACGACACUCGUAGGCAAGACUUGUUCUGCGUCUCUGAGCACAUUAUCCUUUUAGAUUAUCCUCUUAUAAUGUCCUGCUUUUGUAGCUUGUCUCGAGGAAACGCCCACUAUACAAUCAUGUAAUUGCGAUUUUCCAACUGUGAUUUAGUUGAGAGUUAGAAAAACGAUUUUGCAGUCCACUGAAUGUAUGGAAAGGUUUAGGAACACCACGCAACUCUCUAAUUAUGUUUAAAAAUGCUUUGAAGGAGAAGAAUUAGGCAUUUAAAUAACUGUUUUUUUCUUCCACGUGCAGGCAUUCGAUCACAGAGCAAGCCAAAUGAUAUUAUGGGUGAAGUUUACCGCGCAAUGAUGUCUUUAGGUUAUGUAAGUAUUAUAUUCACUCCGCAUGUGUUGCCAAUCAGUUCACAAAAAUAUGUUGAACUUCCUCGAUAUUGCAAGUAGAAUUAAUUUAACUAUAAGAUGAAGGGAAACUGACAUCUGUCGAGAGGAAUUCUAUGACACAUUGCCUUUGCUUAAAAUUCGGCCUUGAAGGAAUAAGACUCCUUACUGAGCAGUACUUACGAUUCAUUGCUUUUCGGAGUGAUAAAUGCUUUUUAUUUUGAAUAAAAAAUUUAGGCGCCUCUUUGCACUGCGAAGGCUUGUGUGGUAUGAAUUGCGAUGCUUCCCUGCCUUAGGAAAAGUGCACAGAGGCUUAUUGAAUUGUCUGUAUCGAGAAGAUAAACUGAAUUUUGUUUGUUUUUUUUCCAUUUUAUGGAUAACGCCUUAUCUCUGUUGCUGUCCUCUUAGGAAUGGAAAAUCAUAAACCCCUUUAAUUUGAGAGUACUUAGAAGAAACAGGAUAACUGGAAAAUUUGUAAGUAACUACAAUUUCACUUGAACUUCUUAGAGUUAGUUUGCUGUGACUUGUUUGAUUUCUUUGGUAUUAACAUUUUUGUUUUUCCUUUGGAAAAAAAUUACCAAAUCAAUUUAGCAUACAGGAUAUAAACCACUAAAGAGUUUGAUAUCCAUUUUCUCUUAAUCUAGACCAAGAUCGCCGUUCAGUUGUAUCAGGUCGAUCAUAAAAGUUACCUCCUGGACUUCAAAAGCCUUCCCACCCCGGAAAUCCCUCCAGAACACACGGAAGGAACGCUGUCGGGAAAGUCAUCCAGAAAAUCGUCUGCAAACUCGUCGUUCAACAGUCUGAAAGACUCUGAUAGUUUCACGAGCCCCACUGGCUCACAUCACACGAUGGAAUUCAUGGAAAUGUGCGCAAGUCUCAUCAUCGCUUUGGCUUGCUAACGAAGUUACAAAUUGCUGAAAGGUGGAGCAUUGUGGGUAAAGUGAUGAGGUGAUCGCAAAGUUUCGGAACUUCGAUCGAAGAAGCAGACUUUCUUGAAUUCGGAGGCUUCAUUUCUCGUCUCCGGUUCGACUUCCAAGUGCGUUAAGUUUGUAGGACUUUGUGUUUGUCGCAUGGGCCAGCCGAGUCCAGUACAGUUCUGACUGGCUUUUUUUCCCGUGCGAAAAGUGGAAUGUCAAUCAAUCAAAAGUGGCAGAUCUGACCAACUUCGUGAUCAGAUCUGACACUUUCGUGCUUAGUCUUGACGUGAAAAGAAGGUACCGUGCAAAUGAAAAUUGCUCUAAAUGCAUACAGGUUUUCAUUGACACAAGAUUAAUUUCGAAAAAGACGUUAAGAAAUAUUAGUUCUCGGUUGGAAUAUUUAUAAGGACCUUUACCUUGUUGAGACAUAUGAAACGUAUUGAUAAAUGUUCAGUAUUGGGUAUUUUUUUAAAAAAUAGAUAAAAAAAGAAAAAGAGGGACAUUAUUGGCGGUGUACUGGCUACUACCAAGACAAAUAACAGAAUGCUACUUACUUGCUUGAAAACUUCUACAUGGAUCAAACAUUAUUGUUUAUCCAUUCUGAUGGUGAAGACUUUGGUUUGAACUCUCUUUGGGAAGGUGCAUAGUGCUCCUUUGGUAUAAAUGUUUUUUCGCUUGUUCAAAAUGAUUGGACAUAAGGCAAUGAAAGUAAAAUUCAUUGGCCUUGGGACACUAACCUUACAGAAGCUUUGGUAGAGUAGUGAGAUGGUCGAAGUAAAUCUUCAAAGUACAUUGAUAUUUCUGAAUUCCACAUCAUGUCAUCGUCGUUAUUUGUUACAUUUAUUUCCAGCAGUGAAAAUAUCAUUAUUUUCAGUUUCUUUUUUAAAAAAGAAAAAAAAUUGUUAACAGGAGUUUUGAGAAAAAAAUGAAGGAAAAAAGUAAGGAAACAUGACUUUUAUUUUCGUUGUGAACAUUUAGUGCUUUUUGCUCUUAUUGUAUAUACAUAUAGUUGUUAUCAAUUCAUAACCAUGCUAGAUUUAAUGUAUGAGAGAUUCCAACUUACUGACCAAAAUUAAAAAAAAAAAAGUUUCAUUAACUAGUUGAGAUGUCCUUGCAGUAAGUGGACUGUUGAUGUGGGAUAAUAUUUACUUUGUAACCGAGGUAACAGGGGAAUCCUAUUAACUGGUUGACAAAGUUUACGAGUCAAAAACUAGCUGUCGGAGCAAGUUGCAAUUGAGUGUCAUUUAAUUUUCGUUGCCCCUUAAUUGAUGCAGAAAACCAUUGGUACUUUCUCAGCCAAUGAAGCUCGCGCUUUCUUGGGCUUAAACAAGUUUGCACGGGUUU
Molecule: messenger RNA, 11569 nt
Organism: Pocillopora meandrina
Lineage: Eukaryota; Metazoa; Cnidaria; Anthozoa; Scleractinia; Pocilloporidae
Source: the annotation of a GenBank genome assembly